AUGAAUAUGCUAUUGUCACCCAUACUUCUGCGUCUGUACAAGUCCUUGCAAAUCAUUCCUCAGUUCCUCAUUACUUUUACUGUUCUCACUAGGCUCAAGGUUGAUGCACCUGAGAUAUUCAUUUGCUUUCAGGAUGAGGACUGCCAAGAAGCAGCUAAGUGCUUGAAUACCGGCUCGCACAAGCUGUGUGCAUUCUCUGUGCCCUAG
This is a messenger RNA of Perkinsus marinus ATCC 50983, 207 nucleotides long. RefSeq lists its product as hypothetical. Lineage: Eukaryota; Perkinsozoa; Perkinsida; Perkinsidae. The record is from RefSeq and is a predicted model, not a curated record. Bases 1 to 207 code for a protein of 68 amino acids. The transcript has a single exon.